AUGAUCAGAUUCUGGGAUCCGGCUUACCAGUGUUUCAUUUUCAAUCAAGAAGAUAUGACCCCAACCGUGGAAGAGUACGCUGCUUUACUUCGUAUUGAUAAUGUGCAAUUCUACAAGAUUUAUGUGAAUGAGCCCAAGCCAUUGACUUUCAAGAAAAAGCUGGUAAAGUUGACUGGCUUGACCGACACAUGGGCCGAGAAACAAAUAAAGAAAAAGAAUGAAAUCAGCUGUAUUUUAUGGUUUUCCCUGCAGGAUUUAGUCCUAAAUCAUCCCGAUAUUUUGAAGAGAGUGAAUCUGUUCGCUUUGGCCAUUUACGGAUUGGUCGUCUUCCCAAAAGUUCUGGGACAUAUAGAAGUUGCAGUAAUGGACUUUUUUGAAAAGUUAAAACAAGGAAUCAAUCCUAUCCCAACUAUUUUGGCCGAGACCCUCAGAUCCCUAAGCAGUUGUAGGAGGAAAGGGGAAGGACGCUUUAUCGGAUUUGCGCAAUUGCUUAAUGUUUGGAUUUUGAGCCAUUUCUGGAAAAUAGAGCGCACACCGUACCACAUGUUUUCAAAAACCAUCGCCCCGUUGGAAGCUUAUCUUGAGAGAGAAUGGCCAAAGGAUGUCACUGAAGAGCAUUGGGUUUCAGUUUUUCAGAACCUUCGAGCUGAAGAUGUAACUUGGAGAGCACCGUGGAUCCGCCCUUCGGUUCUGUUAUACAAGGUUGGAAACCAUGAUUGGGUGCCACUGCUCGGAUUAUGGGGAAGAGUAGGUUAUGCUUCGUUAUUGACCCAGAGGCAGUUUUCUUCGCGACAAUUCAUACCCACCACUGGAGGAUUAGCACAGUCCGAAUUUGCUUUCGCAGGCGAGGGUUAUAUAAAAAGGGCCCGAGAUACGGCGAAGUCUUGGAAGAAAAUUCAUCUAAUGGAAUUGGCUCUAUACACCGAUACUUUCACCCAGGAUUAUGAUGUAUAG
This is a messenger RNA of Gossypium arboreum, 954 nucleotides long. RefSeq lists its product as uncharacterized. The record is from RefSeq and is a predicted model, not a curated record. NCBI's taxonomy places the organism in Eukaryota, Viridiplantae, Streptophyta, Magnoliopsida, Malvales, Malvaceae. The transcript has a single exon. The coding region runs from base 1 to 954 and encodes 317 amino acids.